AAACUGUAUCACACCAUAUGCCACUCAACAAUAACCUAGAUAUAUGUAUGUAAAGCAGCGUUGUCCACGGCCUAUGCGCACAAUAGCGCACGGACAGUGCCAGACACCUCACACCAACAUGUCGCGACAAGUGUCUGUGAAAGCACGAUUGUGCUACUGUAUUCAACUUCGUAGGCAAGCAAAGAAGAAUUUUGCGAUCAGUUGACGCUAGAAUAACCAACACAAGCAUACUUACUAUCGCCUUCCGACAGUGUCGCUCAAAUAUUCUAGGUUUCAGUACCACUUAAAAAAGUUACAAACAAACAUACAUACAGUACUUGUCCAAUAAAUUACGAACGAGAGCAAAAAAACAAAAAUAUAUAUAACGGGUGAUUUUUUUGAGGUUAGGAUUUUCAUGCAUUAGUAUUUGACAGAUCACGUGGGAUUUCAGACAUGGUGUCAAAGAGAAAGAUGCUCAGUAUGCUUUGACAUUUCAUCAUGAAUAGACUUACUAACGAGCAACGCUUGCAAAUCAUUGAAUUUUAUUACCAAAAUCAGUGUUCGGUUCGAAAUGUGUUUCGCGCUUUACGUCCGAUUUAUGGUCUACAUAAUCGACCAAGUGAGCAAACAAUUAAUGCGAUUGUGACCAAGUUUCGCACUCAGUUUACUUUAUUGGACAUUAAACCAACCACACGAAUGCGUACAGUGCGUACAGAAGAGAAUAUUGCGUCUGUUUCUGAGAGUGUGGCUGAAGACCGUGAAAUGUCGAUUCGUCGCCGUUCGCAGCAAUUGGGUUUGUGUUAUUCGACCACAUGGAAGAUUUUACGCAAAGAUCUUGGUGUAAAACCGUAUAAAAUACAGCUCGUGCAAGAACUGAAGCCGAACGAUCUGCCACAACGUCGAAUUUUCAGUGAAUGGGCCCUAAAAAAGUUGGCAGAAAAUCCGCUUUUUUAUCGACAAAUUUUGUUCAGCGAUGAGGCUCAUUUCUGGUUGAAUGGCUACGUAAAUAAGCAAAAUUGCCGCAUUUGGGGUGAAGAGCAACCAGAAGCCGUUCAAGAACUGCCCAUGCAUCCCGAAAAAUGCACUGUUUGGUGUGGUUUGUACGCUGGUGGAAUCAUUGGACCGUAUUUUUUCAAAGAUGCUGUUGGACGCAACGUUACGGUGAAUGGCGAUCGCUAUCGUUCGAUGCUAACAAACUUUUUGUUGCCAAAAAUGGAAGAACUGAACUUGGUUGACAUGUGGUUUCAACAAGAUGGCGCUACAUGCCACACAGCUCGCGAUUCUAUGGCCAUUUUGAGGGAAAACUUCGGACAACAAUUCAUCUCAAGAAAUGGACCCGUAAGUUGGCCACCAAGAUGAUGCGAUUUAACGCCUUUAGACUAUUUUUUGUGGGGCUACGUCAAGUCUAAAGUCUACAGAAAUAAGCCAGCAACUAUUCCAGCUUUGGAAGACAACAUUUCCGAAGAAAUUCGGGCUAUUCCGGCCGAAAUGCUCGAAAAAGUUGCCCAAAAUUGGACUUUCCGAAUGGACCACCUAAGACGCAGCCGCGGUCAACAUUUAAAUGAAAUUAUCUUCAAAAAGUAAAUGUCAUGAACCAAUCUAACGUUUCAAAUAAAGAACCGAUGAGAUUUUGCAAAUUUUAUGCGUUUUUUUUUUUUUUAAAAGUUAUCAAGCUCUUAAAAAAUCACCCUUUACA
Bactrocera dorsalis (oriental fruit fly) is the source of this 1675-nucleotide messenger RNA. RefSeq lists its product as uncharacterized. The record is from RefSeq and is a predicted model, not a curated record. The coding region runs from base 478 to 1338 and encodes 286 amino acids. NCBI's taxonomy places the organism in Eukaryota, Metazoa, Arthropoda, Insecta, Diptera, Tephritidae. The transcript is spliced from 2 exons. Gene Ontology annotation, molecular function: nucleic acid binding.